Messenger RNA from Penicillium paradoxum, 2019 nucleotides. RefSeq lists its product as uncharacterized. Bases 1 to 2019 code for a protein of 672 amino acids. The record is from RefSeq and is a predicted model, not a curated record. Gene Ontology annotation, molecular function: protein binding. Lineage: Eukaryota; Fungi; Ascomycota; Eurotiomycetes; Eurotiales; Aspergillaceae. The transcript has a single exon.
AUGCAUCUAAAGUGGAUCACCGGACUCCUGUUCCUGGGUAUUGCCCAAGCAGACAACGACAAGUCGGCUCUCGCGCAUCAAAAGGCAAGCCAACAUCAGACUGCCGCAGACCCUUACUCGCACAACCAAGCUCCUCCCCGCGGAGAGAAACUCAGUCGGCGAAAAUGGACCGUUACCUGCGACACCAGCCAAGAGGGUAACGAGUGUGAAAGGAUCCUCGACGACGACCUUAACUCUUUCUGGCUGUCAGAAGAUGAGAGUACAACCCAUGAAGUCAUUGUUGAUCUCAGCAGCGUUGAGAAUGUCCACGCCAUCUCUGUGGUGCCACGCCAGGACGGCAAUGCAGAUGGUCAAAUCGUCACCCACCAGGUGUUCGUGAGCGAAGACAAAGAAAAUUGGGGCGAACCAGUCGCAUUUGGCACAUGGUACGAGGGCGAUGGGGAGAAGCUUGCCAUCUUCGAGCCUAAGCAAGGCCAAUAUGUUCGCCUGGUGUCUCUCGGCACCAACCUUGCCAGUAUCUCGGCGCUGCAAAUUUACGACAUUGAUGACCCUCAACAGAUUGCCGACGGCGGUGUCUGGGGUCCUACAAUUGAUUUACCCAUCGUGGCUGUCUCGGGCGCUGUCAUCCCAGGAACAGGAGAGGUGCUUGUCUGGUCCUCAUGGGCAAAGGACGACUACCUCAACUCCCAACUGGGUGUCACACUUACUGCCAUUUGGAAUCCUGCCAACGGGUCAGUAACGCAGACCAAGAUUCAACACACACACCAUGACAUGUUCUGUUCCGGCAUGUCCUACGAUGGAAAGGGGGAACUACUCGUCACUGGUGGCAAUAAUGACCAGCUCAGCAGUCUCUUUGACCCUGCCUCUGACACCUGGACGGAGGGUCCUCUGAUGGCGCUUCCUCGUGGUUACCAAGCCUCCGCAACCAUCUCCGAUGGUCGUGUAUUCAUCAUUGGCGGCUCCUGGAACGGCGGCACGAAUGAAGACAAGAAUGGAGAGAUCUACGACCUUGAGAACGAUGAGUUUAGCAGGCUUCCUGGAGCCCUUGUGAAGCCCAUGUGGACAGAAGAUCGGGCUGCUGGCUACCGACGCGACAGUCACGGAUGGAUUUUCGGAUGGAAGAACGGAACUGUGUUCCAAGCCGGACCUAGCAAGAACAUGAACUGGUACUACACCGACGACAAGGGUGACCAGCAACCCGCAGGAACACGCGCCGACGCCGACGACUCCAUGUCCGGUAACGCAGUGAUGUUCGACUCUGUGAAUGGCAAGAUCAUCACAUUUGGUGGCUCGCCAUCUUACGAUCACUCCUAUGCCACCAAUGCCGCCUAUCUCAUCGAGAUCAACGAGCCCGGAUCCGAGCCCAAGGUGUCCGUGGCAAAGAACCCUUCCGGUGACGGCAUGGCCUACGCCCGAACAUACCAUACCUCAGUGGUCCUUCCCGAUGGUGGUGUCUUCACCACUGGUGGACAGACAUAUGGCGUCCCAUUCAACGACAGCAACGCACAGAUGACCCCCGAGCUGUACGAUCCCGAGGCCAACGAGUUCCGCGAGCAGCAACCCAACAGUAUUGUUCGUGUGUACCACAGUAUCUCUCUACUGCUUCCUGAUGGCCGUGUCUUCAAUGGUGGUGGUGGACUUGGAGCCUCUUCCCCCACCAACCACUUCGAUGCCCAGGUGUACACGCCUCAAUAUCUGCUGAAUGACGACGGAACACUCGCUACGCGUCCUUCCAUCGACAGUGUAGCCAAGAGUAGCCUCCGCGCCGGCGAUAAGAUCAGCAUCAGCACCAGCACCCAGUUCAGUCGAGCUUCUCUAAUCCGCUACGGUUCUACCACCCAUACCGUCAACACUGACCAGCGCCGCGUUGCCUUGGACUCGUGGACCGCCAAUGGAGACUUCUACGAGGCCACCCUCCCUGAGGAUACUGGUGCUCUUAUUCCUGGCCCUUGGAUGCUGUUCAUCUUGAAUGAGGCUGGUGUUCCUAGCGUGGCCGAGACCAUCCAUAUUGAGAUUUAA